Neltuma alba is the source of this 1051-nucleotide messenger RNA. RefSeq lists its product as uncharacterized. The record is from RefSeq and is a predicted model, not a curated record. Bases 123 to 614 code for a protein of 163 amino acids. NCBI's taxonomy places the organism in Eukaryota, Viridiplantae, Streptophyta, Magnoliopsida, Fabales, Fabaceae. The transcript has 3 exons.
GACAGAAACACUUCUGGGUCUAGUAAAUGUAGUCAUUGAACUGAAAAUGCAUAUAAAAUCUUAUUCAUAGGGGCUACACAUUUUAUUUUCUCUCCUUGUCUUUAGUACCCUAUAAGCUGAAAAUGUCAAAAAUAUUGUAUGCAGGGAAAAUAAUGCCUCCUAGAAAGGAAAAAGCAAAUAAUGACCACCAUUCAUCAGAGGGAAUCCCUGAUACAGUUAUAACUUUGGAAACACUAGAUUCACCAGGGUUCUGCAUUAAGCCCAUGGAUCUAGACAACAACCUGGCUGAAGCUCGUAAUUCGGUCAUGUCUUUCAUUCGCUUGGAUAUGAUGUGUUUGAAUGAAGAGAUACUUAAAGCGAUACUCGUCUGCGUUGCUGAACUGCAAUCAGUCUUUCCAACAGGGACGAAUUGGAAACCAUUGCGGUCACGACCAACAAGUGCUAUCGAUAUCGUGAGUUGCUUACUACAGUUACAAAGUUGCAACGUGAUAUAUAUUUGCUUAGGUUCACCAGCAGACACAGAGAGGAUGAGCUGGUCAAAGCAAAUGAGGCCAUUAUUAAUAAAAUCCAGGCUAAUUUUGAGAAGCAAGCCAUCAAUGCCCGUUCCGAUAUAAAUCUCAGACAAGCAAACCAGGCGGACCUGUCUGCUGAAGAAGCAGAAUUGAGAGAACAGGCAAAGGCCUCUGUUCGUGAACACCAACAGUUUGUGACAUCCUUGCAUACUAAGGCCAGAAAUUAUGAAGUAUGGGUUAAAGAUUUGGAGAAAGCUCAGAAGGAAUUGAGCGAACUGAAGCAGAGUUGGUACUCACUGCGUGACUUGGACUUGUCUUUUGUUGAUGGUUAGGACAUGACUGUGACUGCCUUGACUUUUUCUUUUGUUAGAUGCUUAGUCUUACAGUUUUACUUACAUUAGAUAAUUGAGGAUGGCUAGCAAUUUUAUUCAAGUUUUUUUCCGGUCAUCUUUGUUUCAGUCUGUAAAAAUAUAUUUACAUUGAAUGUUAUAACUCGUAGUUACUACUAUAUCGGUUAUUGAAAAAAAAUUAUUACUACA